Messenger RNA from Scheffersomyces amazonensis, 4009 nucleotides. Its product is annotated as PDPK1 family serine/threonine-protein kinase. Bases 234 to 3635 code for a protein of 1133 amino acids. The record is from RefSeq and is a predicted model, not a curated record. Gene Ontology annotation, biological process: peptidyl-serine phosphorylation; intracellular signal transduction. Gene Ontology annotation, molecular function: protein serine/threonine kinase activity; ATP binding. The transcript has a single exon. NCBI's taxonomy places the organism in Eukaryota, Fungi, Ascomycota, Pichiomycetes, Serinales, Debaryomycetaceae.
CGUUGAAUUGGCAAUAUUUUUAAAGUUAACAAAGAAUUACCGAGGCAAUAUUCAUAACAAUUAGUGAUAAAUCAAUUUAACAUUAAAUAUUGUUAACUACUACCAUUUUUUAUUAGAACCAUUAAUUAUUGCUCGUUACUCGAUCUUUUAUGGUUAUAUAUAAAAUUACUAUGUAUAAUUGCCCUAUUUAAAACCCAUUUUAAAUUAAAUUUUAUAGAAAGGUACUGAAUAUUAUGGAUCCGUAUCUGCAAACUGAUAAUCGUCGUCCAGUAUCUGGAUUUCAAGAUUUAAAUAAUGAAAUUGAUAGUAUUUAUAAUACUUAUACUCUGAAAUCUAAUCAUGAUAGUAUUGAUACUCUUGAUUCAGAUAAAGAUCGAGUUAAUUCAAAUUCAAAUUCAAAUUCAAAUUCAAAAUUUUUACAAUCUAUUAAUCAACAAUUGCAUAUCUCAUCAAGAUUAUCCUCAAUACAUUUACAAGAUGAUGAAAAUGUUGUAAGAAGUGCACCUGAAACUCCCAAUUCAUCGGAAUUUGAUUUUAAUCCUAGAAAUCAUGCUCCUCAUGCUUUAACAAAUUCUUCAUUAAAUGUAUUAUUAGAUACUCCAACUUCAGAGACAGAAUUUAAAAAGUUAUUUGGAUCUCCCCUUGAAUCUGCUAUAGAUGAUGAUGAUGAUGAUGAAGAAGAAGAAGAACAAGAUAAUAAUAAUAAUGGAAAUGGAGAUAAUAUACCUAAUCCCUCUAAUGAUAAAGAUAAUGACAAUGAGAAUUGGAAUGAAAAAGGAGCUGCAGUAAGAGAACUAAAGGAUUCAGUUAUUAUAAAACGUGGAGUACUGGAUUUUCAAUUUGGUAAACAAUUAGGUGAAGGAUCAUAUUCUACAGUAAUACUUGGAACUGAUAAACAUACAUCUAAACAAUAUGCCAUUAAAAUUCUUGAUAAAAGACAUAUUAUUAAAGAAAAGAAAGUUAAAUAUGUUAAUAUCGAAAAGCAUGCAUUAAAUCGUUUAAGUAAUAGAAUGGGAGUUAUUUCAUUAUAUUUUACAUUUCAAGAUAAAAGUUCAUUAUAUUUUGUAUUAGAUUAUGCAUCUAAUGGAGAAUUAUUAUCAUUAAUUAAAAAAUAUGGAACAUUAAGUGAAGAUUGUACAAAACAUUUUGGAGCUCAAAUUCUUGAUGCAAUAAAAUAUAUGCAUGAUAAUGGAGUUAUUCAUAGAGAUAUUAAACCAGAAAAUAUAUUAUUAGAUGAUAAAUUAAGAAUUCAAAUUACUGAUUUUGGUACAGCCAGAUUAUUAGAAAAGAAAAAUGAUGAAAGUGAAGAAUAUCCAGUAGAUGUAAGAGCAAAAUCAUUUGUUGGUACAGCAGAAUAUGUUUCACCAGAAUUAUUAGAAAAUAAAUAUUGUGGUAAACCUGGAGAUGUUUGGGCAUUUGGAUGUAUAAUUUAUCAAAUGAUUGCUGGUAAACCACCAUUUAAAGCUACAAAUGAAUAUUUAACUUUUCAAAAAAUUACAAAAUUACAAUUUGCCUUUAGUGCUGGAUUUCCUAAUGUUGUAAGAGAUUUAAUUAAACAAAUUUUAGUAUUACAACCAUCUAAAAGAGCAACCAUUCAACAAAUUCAAAAUCAUUUCUUCUUUCAAGAUAUAAAUUUUAAUGAUUUUAAUCUGAUUUGGUAUAAAGAACCUCCUGAAUUAGGACCUUAUAAAAUGACAGCAAAAUCAAUGAUGAAAAUUCCUGAAUUAUCUAAAUCUUCAUCUCAAGUUCAAGUUCCAUUAUCGAAAAAGAUUUAUAAAAAGAAUAAUAAUGGUUCAAAUUCAGAUAUUAUACCAGGAAAUAAAAAAUCAUCUAUUAAUGAUAUUAAACUGGUAAAUCCUGCAAGUGUUGCAGCAUUUGUAUUAAAUAAACGAGAUAAUGAACCUAAUUCAACCAGUGAAGAUACCACUAAUAAUGAUAGUCUGAAUGAAGAAAUUCAUGCUCCAAGAUCUUCUAGUCUGAAUUCAAUAAAUACUAGAAGUACUCCUGAUUAUAUUCCUGGAACUAAUAUUUUAAGACCUACAAUUAAUACUAGAUCAAAUUAUACUAGAUCUUUAGCUCAAAGAAAAUCUAGUAGUACUAGUAGUAGUAAUUCAAGUAUUAAACCAAGAUCAAAAGUUAUGGAUGUACCUCCAUUAAGUUCAUUAGAAUCAGCUUGGAGUCAAUAUCUUAAACAUCCUGAUGAAAGAAUUCUUAAAUUAGGUCCAGUAUUAGUUCAUAAAGAACAAACUGAACCAUUUGAAAGGAAAAAUAAAGGUUUAUUGGCUGAUUCUCCAUUAGGAUUUAGUAAUAAAAUUCAACCAUCAAUGGCUCCAUCUCGAGGAACAAGUUUAUUAAGUCAAGUUGUUAAAGGUUCAACUGGUGGAUUAAGAAAUAAUGAAUCAAUUAAUUCUGAUGAUAAUAUUUAUCAAUCAGCUACUGAAAGUGAUGCAAUAAUUGAUUAUUUUGAAGUUGAAGAAGUUCAUGAAAAUGACAAUACUACUACUACUAAUAAUAAUAAUAAUAAUAAAUCAGAAGGUAAUGGUAAAACUGAUAGUUUAACUUCUUCAAUUAGUCGAGGUAAUUCCAAUAAUAAUAGUAAUUCACUUAAUAAACAUCGAGGUGCAUCACUUUUAAAAAGACUUGGAUUUAGUGGUGGUCAUAAUGAUAAAAAUAAAGAUAAUUUAUCCGAUUCGAGUUCUGUGUCUGGUACAUCAACUCGUCAACAUGCAUUAGAAAAGACUCGUACUUGUACAAUGGUUAUUACUACUCAUGGUAGAGCCUUAAUAUUUUUUAGAGAUGAUAAAGAAUCUAAUUAUAGAUUAAUUUGUGAAAUUAAAUUAAAAUUCCCAUUCAUUCAUUUUAAAGAAUUAUUAACUUCUUCAAGUAAAUUUCAAAAAUUACUUCCUAGUACAGGUAUAUUUGUAAUUAUGUCAAUUAAUACUUGUUUAAUAUUUGAAGUUGAAAAAUAUGAUGUUGUUCCUUGGACAGAAUCAUUAGCUCGAUCUAAAUAUAAUCAACUUGAAAGAGAAAGAGAAGCUAUUGAAUUAACAAAAUCUUCUAGUACUAGUACUAAUACUAAUAAUACUAAUAAUAAUAUAAAUUCAAAUUCAAAUUCAAAUUCAUCACCAAAACUUCAAGAUUCUCCAUCAUUUAUUGGUACGGGAAAUACUAAUAAUAUUUCUAAAAAAUCUGAUGAUAAAAGAAGAAUUGAUGGAUUAACUCAACCUAUUGCUAAUAAUAUUAAAAGACCUAGUACUCCUACUUCACCAACAAUUCGAGCCGUAUCAGAUUCUAAAUCUCAAGGUACAAAUUUCAUGAAUUCUAAGAUUAAACUUAAAACUCCAAAGAGAAGACCUCCACCUCCAACAAGUCCAUUAAAUGGAGUUAAUAUGCAUACUGGACUUCCAUCAUCAGAAACAGAGAAUGGGACUUUACAUGCAGCUCAAUUGGCAGUAUCAAACAAUGCCAAUAAUCCAAUUACAAAUAAUAGACGGUCUAGCUUUACUAAAGAUGAUAUACAUAGAACAGCAUCUCCAACGCAACUGAUAAUUAGAACUACAAGAACUGGAGCUCAGAAACAAAUUAUUACUUCGAUGAAUUCGAAGCUUUUAGCUCGAAGUCAAAGAAAGAAAUGAGUUUAUCCAUAAAAAGAUUUUACUUAUAGUUAUAUAUAAAUAAAUAAAAUGAGAUUUGUCUUUAUAAAAUGGCUGCAAAAGUUACUUUACUGAUUGUAAUUUGUGAAGGGGAAAAAGCAGUCACAGGCUCACGUGAUCGAAGCCUUUCAAUUUACCCGCUAUAAUGUUUGUGUAAGGUAGUGUAUAUAAAAUUAAGCAUUUUUGUUAUGGAGUUAAAUGUCGCACUUUUCAUCCCUAUCCUAUAAGCUUAACUAAGUGAAAAAUGUCUCUGUCUCCCCUAAAUUAUUUACCAAAGUACACACCUUUUUUCAUAGUGUAUGUCUCCUCAAUCUGCCAAUUGUCAGUAGACCAGGAAAAAAAAAAGAAGUAUCAAU